Molecule: messenger RNA, 5250 nt
Organism: Xiphias gladius (swordfish)
Lineage: Eukaryota; Metazoa; Chordata; Actinopteri; Istiophoriformes; Xiphiidae
Gene: slc7a3a
Product: solute carrier family 7 member 3a
Exons: 12
Coding region: 372-2327 (651 amino acids)
Biological process (GO): transmembrane transport; amino acid transport
Cellular component (GO): plasma membrane
Molecular function (GO): amino acid transmembrane transporter activity
Source: RefSeq, a predicted model, not a curated record
CUCUCACACAUCGAGCGGGUCAUUUCAUCAGGCGACUUGGACGACAGCUUUCUUGUCCCUUUCAUCCGUGUUCCUUGACUAUUAUCAACAAGAGGACUGCAAAGGUUCUAAUCUGCUGCUACAAAAUACUGUGACCACAGUCCUGCCACUUGCUGUUCUGUCUCCUUGAGUAAACCUAAGUGGACACACCAAAAGGACCAAUUAUAAACAAGUACUCGGUUUAAAUACCCCAUCUGCUCAAAGUACCUCUACUCUCAGUCCACUCUCAGUCCACAAGUGUUGUGUUUAAGCUGUGUCACUCACACCCACCUACACAAAAAGGAUUUGAAACACACAGGUUGCUUCAGCCCCCACGCACAGUCGCAGCGAAUAUGGCCAGCAAGCUGUCCAGCUUUGGCAAAAUCCUGCUGCGUCGCCGGGCAUUAGACUGCUCUGGUGAAGAGACCCGAUUUGCUCGCUGCCUGUCCACCCUGGACCUAAUUGCCUUGGGAGUGGGCUCCACGCUUGGUGCCGGUGUCUAUGUCCUCGCUGGCGAGGUCGCCCGAGAGAAGGCAGGACCUGCAAUUGUCCUGUGCUUCCUCAUCGCUGCUCUGUCCUCCAUGUUGGCCGGCCUGUGCUACGCUGAAUUUGGUGCCCGCGUCCCCAAGACAGGUUCUGCAUACCUUUACAGCUAUGUGACAGUUGGAGAAAUCUGGGCCUUCAUCACAGGGUGGAACCUCAUCCUCUCCUACGUAAUAGGUACGGCCAGUGUGGCCAGGGCGUGGAGCUCAACCUUUGACAACCUGGUAGAAAGAAAGAUCUCCGACUUCUUUCAAGCCUCCAUGGCAAUGAAGGUGCCCGGGGGGGUGCUGGCAGGGUACCCCGACCUGUUCGCCCUCAUCCUGGUCCUCCUGCUCACUGGACUUCUGGCCUUUGGCGUGAGCGAGUCGGCGCUGGUGAAUAAGAUCUUCACAGGCAUCAACCUGGUUGUUCUGGGCUUCGUUAUCAUCUCUGGCUUUGUGAAGGGGGACGCAGCCAACUGGAACCUGACGGAGACAGACUACAUUGGCUACAGAAACCGCACCAACAGCAGCAAGCCGUUUCAGGUUGAGGAGGAAUUUGGCGUGGGCGGUUUUGCUCCCUUUGGCCUCACUGGAGUCCUGUCUGGUGCCGCCACCUGCUUCUAUGCGUUUGUGGGCUUUGACUGUAUCGCCACAACAAGCGAGGAAGCAAAGAACCCCAUGCGGUCCAUACCUAUUGGCAUCGUGGCCUCGCUGCUGAUCUGUUUUUUCGCCUACUUUGGUGUGUCUGCCGCCCUGACCCUGAUGAUGCCAUACUACGAGCUGAACACCCAGAGCCCUCUGCCCGAGGCCUUCAGCUACGUCGGCUGGGCUCCCGCCAGGUACAUCGUGGCUGUGGGCUCUCUCUGUGCUCUGUCCACCAGUCUCCUAGGCUCUAUGUUUCCCAUGCCGCGAGUCAUCUACGCCAUGGCAGAGGACGGGCUGCUGUUCCGUGUUCUGUCCAGGAUGAACGCUCGCACAAAGACCCCUCUCCUGGCCACCAUCGCUUCUGGCAUUGUUGCAGCCCUCAUGGCCUUCCUGUUCGACCUGGCAGCUCUGGUUGACCUCAUGUCUAUUGGAACUCUGUUAGCGUACUCUUUAGUGGCCAUCUGCGUCCUCAUCCUCAGGUACCAGCCAGGCAGCCUGUCCUCAUCCAGCCAGACGGAGAAGCUGGUGGAGCUGGUGGAAGGCGAGAAGGUGGCUGUGAGUGGGGGGGACAGCGGCGACGAAUAUGGCGCGGAGAUGGAGGAUAGGCCGCUCCGAGAGGCCUUCACUGCCAAGCUGCUCUUCUGCCCAAGCGGAAAGACCCCAACACAGACCUCUGGGAACAUUGUCUACGCUACCACUGCUAUUAUUUCUGUUCUUAUCACCAUACUGUGCGUUGUCCUGGCCAACUACCUGCCAGAGCUGCUGACCGGUCAUGCAGGCGUCGUGGUGCCCUGUGUCAUUUUGACUCUGCUCUGUGGCGUCUGCGUCGUCAUCAUCUUCAGGCAGCCUGAGAGCAAAGAGGCUCUCACCUUCAAGGUCCCUCUUCUUCCCUGGUUGCCCCUCUUCAGUGUUUUCGUCAACAUCUACCUCAUGAUGCAGCUGGACCAGGGUACAUGGUGCCGCUUCACCGUUUGGAUGAUAAUUGGUUUCGCCAUCUACUUCUUUUAUGGCAUUAAGAACAGCACUGAAGCUGCCAACAGGUCGUCCCCCCGCAAAUAUGAGCCCGCGCUGCAGACCAAGAGCCCAAUUUACAAAGGCGCUCCCGAUGACAGUGACGUGGAAGCAGGCAGCAGCCCCUGAUACAGACUGAUGUAGACCUGGGAAAUGUUGCAGAGCCUCUACACUCAUUUUGGCAGUCUGGUUGAACUGGCAGCCAAAUGCUGCAGUGUAGUCAGCCUGGAACACAGCCCUGGGUUUAAAGGGAGGAGAGGCAAGAGAAACGCCACACACAUCUUACCUCUGACUUGGAGGCUGAUUAACUUGAUGGCUAGACACUGUGACAGACCCACUUUUCUGGCCCAUGUGUCUGUUUCAAUCUGUCUGUCUGUCUGUUUGUACUUAGCCUUAGCCCUCUGGAGAUAUUUACCUGCCUAUAACAUAUGCUUUGAAUGGACCGAACUAACAGAGUACUGUGGUACUCCCCCAUGAAAUCCUGUUUUUCGUUCGCUGAAGCUGUUAACUUGACAAAUGUUACACUUUAGCAAUUUUUAUUCUUUGCUUCCUCUUUGUUGUUUAUCGUGCCGUGGCUGCGCAAGGAGCCACCUGGCCACUAGGGAGUACUACUGUCUAUAUAUCUAAAAAUUAUGACUUAAACCAGCGAGUUUAUGAUCACCAAGACACUUGGCUCAGUGAGAUAGACUUCAAGCUGUUUUUAAAAACCGUGAUUUUCAUACCACCACAAAGUGGCAGAGAUGAAAAUCAGUUGCUUCUCAUGACCAGCUUUCAGUAGAGUUGACAUGUCUAGUUCAUUGGUCCUUGAUUAUUGCACCAGCCUAUUUGUUUGUGUGUAAACCAGGUAGCACUGAAGCUGUGUGGUUAACGGUGUCAGUCGGGGCCUCAGUGCAGUUAGGUCAGUAGCACAUGGUCGAUGUUUAUGUAGUCUGCGCUGCGCUGUUCAGUUUUCUGAGGCUUAAGUACAUGCUUUACAGAUUUGAUGAGUUUUACACACACUAUCGCCCUUGUGCCCCCUGCUCCCAGAGACAAGCCAUAAAAUAUAUGUUACAGUAUAAUUUUUAAAUGGUAUGAAACGAUAUUUAAUUAUCCAUGUUGUGUUUUUUGUCUCAAACGUAGGCCCAGUUGAAAUGGUAUCGUGGGCUUUGUUUCAAGGAUUUUGAUGAGGCUUUUAACAGUCAAAAGGGCAACGGACUACUUUUUGAGCCUUUUUAAGGACCUUGAAAUCCAGAAAUUUAUGUGAAAACAGCGAAGGAAAAUCUCCUCUCUACUAUCCUUUCUGGUAUUUACUGUAGUUUAACCACAUCUGUCUGUUAUUCCAAAACAACAUUGUUGGACAUUGGAAGAUUUGUAUGAAAUUUGAUUUGUAUUGGUCUGUUUCAACUUCUUUUAAUAUAGCUGUACCCAGAUAUUUCUGCAGAUCUCAGGACAGAUUUGCAUUUAGAAAGUUCAUUAAUCGCCUCAAGUUAUCUUCUGAUGUGACAAGGAACAGGGUGUUUUUUUUUAAAAUUUGGUAAAUACACAGUGAAUAGUUUCUAAUUGACAUCUGUCCAUCCCUGCAAGAUCCACUUGAGUGUCUGGGAGCUCGGGGUCCGUUUCUGAACAAGGGUCUGUCUUUAAUCACCACUAAAAUAUAUUCACCGUUUGUUUUAUUUUUACUUCCUUGUGAAAAGACUAAAUGGUUUGUUUUUGUUUUUUUGUUUUUGUUUUGUUUGUUUUUUUUCACAAUGGUUCUUGUUUAGUUUCAAUUGAAACUUGGUCUUGGCAGCUUUGUCUGAGAUCCCAUCUGUUUUAUUUUUACUACUGUAUUUACUUUUCUGAUAGUACUGUUAAUAUUUAAAUGUUUAUAGUGUUGUCUGUUUGGGAUAGCGUUCUUGUUUUUGUUUUUGCCUUUUCAUGUCAGUCUCAAUAUGCUUUUUAGAUGUUAAUGUAUUUUCAUCAUUAAAUGUACAGGUUUAAAAAAUUUUUUUUUUUUUUUUUUUUGGUCUCUUGUUGCUUCCAAAACAUUUGUUGCAAAUGUCUUGGUUCACCAAAUGAGUUAACUGAAUAUUUUCUUUCCUUCCUGACCAAAUGAACGUGUUUUCAGAAACUGAGUUUUCCAAAACAAAUAAUGACCACUUAAAGUUGGUCUCUAAAUUGUGUAAUUUUAAAUGUUUUUACCCCAAUCCUCUUGAGUCAAUAUGUUAACUUAUUAAUAGCUUUUUUUUUUUUUCUUUUUUUUUGUUGGCGCUGUUGUUGUUCUAGUAAAGUGCUAUACUGUAGAGUGUACAGUAUUUGUUUAAAAUUAUAUCUUUAUUUGUAUAAUGCUGUAAAUUAUACAAACUUACUUUCUUUAAAAUAUGUCCCUUAAGUAUAAUUUGGUAAGAGGUGGUCUUUUGAAGGCAUUUCAUUCGACACUCGAUGCUGCUGAAAUCCAAAUUAUACAAAUCCUUGUCCCCUUUUCAGUUGAAAUGGUCGCGGUGGAGGCAAAAUUGAAGCAUUUCCGCAGAUUUAAAAAAAAAAAAAGUCCCUAAACAUCUUUAUUGUUUGCUCCCCCUUUAGACAUGUCAGAACUUGACAUAUCUCCCAAAAAGUUUGUGGAGAAUUGGGGUAAGGGAAGAUUAGGAUUCAGCCAUUGUUUCUGAUGUGAAUCUAUAAUCUGGUGCCUAAACGACCAUCUUUCUGCCUGAGGAAGGCACCGGGGCUGGUAAAACAAAGGAGUCGGACUGUGUCUCAGACUAUUCAAGCUACUUCAUCGGCUACUCUCGCAGGCAUGGAACAAACCCAUAAUGUGAGACUCGAGAUUCCUGCUGCAGAUUUAAGCGUAAAACUCUUACGUUUUCUUGAAUGCUGUCAUUGAAGGACCCCGGGAAGGGUUAAUUUACCGUUAAAAUGUUCUAUGGCUGUGACUCAUGUCACACAAGAGCUAUUCAAAGACAGCCCUUGUGCCUUUCGAAAAUCUUUACGAUCAUCUCCCCUUUCCACGCUGUCUCAUUAACAGCAGUGAUCUAUUUUUGUCUUUGUUUUAUAUCCUGUACAUAUGGCUGUCAUGUAUAAAAUGAGCUGUAUUUUC